Molecule: messenger RNA, 2889 nt
Organism: Anopheles maculipalpis
Lineage: Eukaryota; Metazoa; Arthropoda; Insecta; Diptera; Culicidae
Gene: Hr39
Product: nuclear hormone receptor FTZ-F1 beta
Exons: 7
Coding region: 56-2878 (940 amino acids)
Biological process (GO): regulation of transcription by RNA polymerase II; tissue development; hormone-mediated signaling pathway
Cellular component (GO): RNA polymerase II transcription regulator complex
Molecular function (GO): zinc ion binding; nuclear receptor activity; RNA polymerase II cis-regulatory region sequence-specific DNA binding
Source: RefSeq, a predicted model, not a curated record
AACGGACCAGGACCCGAAACCGUGGAGCAGCAACAGUGGCAGCAGCAGACAAUCAAUGAGAAUAAUGACAUCGACAGAGGUAAACGGAGGCGGUGGCACGCCCACGGCCACACGCGGCGGAAACGUGUCCGUGACGACGAUCAACUGUGACGAUGGUGGUACGGGCGGCACAACGUUGGACGUUAGCAGCGGCGGUGUAGUGGCCGCGAUCAAGCACAACAAUAACAACAACAGCAUCAGUAAUAACAACAACAACACGACUAGUAGUAAUAGUGUGAAUAAUAACACUAGCACUACUACUACCACGAGCAGCAGCACUGGUGGUAGCCCUGGUGGCAUCUUUGGAAACGUGAGCGGUGGAAUACGCAUCACCGUGCCGAAGAUGGAAGAGUCGGACGAGUCCGAUACGGAGCUGUCGAACAUCGAGAAGACGGCGGCAGCAGCACUGACGAACGGGGUGAAUAUGCGCGAGGAACGCAGCGCCAGUAAGAGCCUUCCCCGACCGAUGUCCUGGGAGGGCGAACUUUCGGAGCCGGAGGAACCGAUGCUGGUGGACAAUGAGAAUUCUAGCUCCAGCUCGACUGGUGGCAGUAACAAGCACGGGAUAGCACCGAUCGAUCCUUCCCCGAUCGCGAUGAUUGUACCGAAGCGUGAGGAAGAUCUGGACAACGAUGUACCUACAUCCGGGCCGGGUAUUACGGAACCGCUGGCACUUACCGCUUCCAGUAGUAGUAGCAGCAGUAGCAGUAGUACCGGCGGAUAUAACCUUUCCUCCCAUGGAAGUAGUCAGAGUGGUGGUACGAUUCGGAAUCCUCACAGUAGCAGCAAUACCGGUAGUAGUAGCUCCAGUAACUCCCCAUUGCCGAAUCGGCUUAUGAUCAAACCGGAAGCGGGGCUUCCACUGAUCAACCCCGGGCUAGCGUAUAACGUGUCCGGUUUCGGGAACUCCUCCAACAUUCCAACGUCUUCAGCGGCAGGUACGUCGUCAUCCGGUGGGCUGAAGAAGGCCGGACUUCCGGAUGUGAUAAAUCUUAAGUACGAGCUACCCCCCGGUGGUGAUCCAAGCGGUGGUAGUGCAUUGCCACCGAGUGCGAUCCACUCACCGUUGUUGGUCCGGUCGAAGACGACACUGCUGCCCGCGAAUCCCAGUCCCGACUCAGCCAUCCACUCGGUGUACACGCACAGUUCGCCAAGCCAAUCGCCACUCACAUCCCGCCAUGCACCGUACACGCCAUCGCUCAGCCGGAACAACAGUGAUGCGUCCCACAGUAGCUGCUACUCGUACAGUUCGGAGUUUAGUCCGACCCAUUCACCGAUCCAGGGUCGGCACAAUAUCUUUGCCGGUGGAGGUGGUGGUGGUGGAGGUGGCGGUGGAGGAGGAGGUAGUGCAUCCUUCAAUGGAUCGCCGUUGCAUCACUCAGUAUUAUACAAACCGAUGCUGGAUAGCGAGCAGCAGCAACAACAAGCCCUGAAGCAGCUGGCUGCAGCGGCGGCGGCAGCGGCCCAAGAAGAACCGCUGUACGAUGGGGAACAUUUACCUUCGCCCGGGAUAUCUCGGCAGCAGCUUAUCAACAGUCCAUGUCCGAUCUGUGGCGAUAAGAUAUCCGGCUUCCAUUAUGGCAUUUUCUCGUGUGAGUCGUGCAAGGGCUUCUUCAAGCGUACGGUCCAGAACCGUAAGAACUACGUGUGCCUUAGGGGGGCGGCCUGUCCGGUGACGAUAGCGACACGCAAAAAGUGUCCCGCCUGCCGGUUCGAGAAGUGCCUUCAGAAGGGGAUGAAGUUGGAAGCUAUACGGGAGGAUCGAACACGUGGAGGACGCUCAACGUACCAGUGCUCGUACACCUUGCCGGGACCGUUGGUAAACGCGGGCGGUGGAAUGCAAGCAGGUGACUCACCAGGAGCGGGAUCAUUCCAGUACGGUGGUACGGUACGAUCACCGUACGUUGGAGGAGGUUCUGGUCUUGGUGGUGUUGGAGGACAACAGAUGAAGAUGGAACCACCGGACGGUGGUAUGAUGAUGGUUGGAUCGGGAUCCAUCGGUGGUGGAGGUAUGAAUGGAAUAGGCAAUGGACCCGGUUCUGAAGGUGGUAGUAGCUCCAGUGGAGCUAAUCACAUGCAACCAGGCAUUCCAGUUCUGUUACAGGAAAUUAUGGACGUUGAGCCACUGUGGCAGUAUAAUGCACAGGAGCUUGCCCGACUCAACCAACCUCCAACGAACGUAAGCAGCACAACGAUCGCCAACAAUCCGAUCCUGUCGAGUGCAGGGAUCUCGUCCGAUAGUAGUCCCGAUCUGAUCGCUAACCUCUGUAACAUUGCCGACCACCGACUGUACAAGAUCGUCAAGUGGUGCAAAAGUCUACCACUCUUCAAGCACAUUUCCAUCGACGAUCAGAUCUGUCUCUUAAUAAACUCUUGGUGUGAGCUGUUACUGUUUUCGUGCUGCUACCGUUCAAUCUCGACACCGGGCGAGAUUAAGAUUUCCCAGGGCAAAUCGAUCACGUUGGAUCAGGUGAAGAAUAGUGGUUUGCAGACGUGUAUUGAGCGAAUGUUAAAUCUAACCGACCAUCUGCGACGAUUGCGCGUCGAUCGGUACGAGUACGUGGCGAUGAAGGUGAUCGUAUUGCUCUCUUCGGACACAUCCGAACUGAAGGAAUCGGAAAAGGUGCGGACGAGCCAGGAAAAGGCGCUCCAAGCGUUGCAAGCCUACACACUGGCCCACUAUCCCAAAUCGCCUGCCAAGUUUGGGGAGUUGCUGCUGCGUAUUCCCGAGCUACAGCGCACCUGUCAGGUCGGCAAGGAAAUGCUCACAAUCAAGCCGAAAGAUGGCGAAGAGCCAUCGUUUAACCUGCUAAUGGAACUGCUCCGUGGCGAGCACUGAGCACAAGACUU